AUGAGGAAUUUUAUCUAUAUAAUUCUCUGUCUCAGCACGUUACUAAGUCACGAUGAAGCGGCAAAAAUCUUAGCAGUAUUUCCGAUUCCUUCAAUCAGCCAUCAAGUGGUGUUUCGCCCUCUUACACAUGAACUAGCAAAACGAGGUCAUGAGGUCACCGUCAUCACAACAGAUCCUGCCUUCCCUAAAGGAACAGCUCCAGCAAAUUUGACAGAAAUCGACGUCCAUGACAUUUCCUAUGACUUAUGGAACAAAAUAUUCAUGGCUUCAACUAAAGGGAAUAAGGACGAUGUGGUCAUGGUGAUGAGUGCUAUAAUGGAUGCCUUAGUUGCAAUAGUAGACGCUCAGUUAAAAGAUGAUAAAGUGCAAAAUUUGAUUCGUGAUAAAAGCAAACAUUUUGAUCUGUUGUUAUUAGAAGCCUGUGUGAGACCUGCUUUAGUGUAUUCUCAUAUUUAUAAAGCACCAGUGAUUCAAAUAAGUUCGUUGGGAGCGGCUUUGGAUAAUUAUGCUAACGUUGGUGCCUCAACACAUCCAUUUUUGUACCCGGCAGUGACAAGACAACGUCUGCAUAAUUUGACUCUGAUUGAGAAAAUCAAGGAACUGUAUUAUGAUUUUAUGAUCAACAAAAUGUAUGGCAAAACUAUGGUGAAAGAAAAUGAAAUGCUUAGGACGCAUUUUAGAGAUGUUCCACCAGUGACUGAAUUGAAUAAUAAUGUGGAUAUGUUGUUCCUGAAUGUGCAUCCAAUAUUUGAAGGGAUUCGUCCAGUGCCUCCAUCUGUAGUGUACAUGGGAGGUUUACAUCAAAAGCCAAAUAAACCAUUGCCUGAGGAACUCAAAUCAUAUAUGGAUUCUUCUAAAAAUGGAGUAAUAUACAUAAGUUUUGGCACAAAUGUAGAUCCUACUCAGCUACCAGCUGACAGGAUUGAAGUGCUCGUGAAGACACUAUCUCAGUUACCUUACGAUAUUCUAUGGAAAUGGAACGGUGAUGUUCUGCCUGGACGCACGGAUAAUAUUAGGAUCGCAAAAUGGCUGCCACAGCAGGAUUUACUUCACCAUCCGAAGCUCAAGCUGUUCAUCACGCAAGCUGGUUUACAGUCAACAGAUGAGGCCAUAUCAGCUGGAGUUCCUCUGAUUGCUAUCCCCAUGUUUGGAGACCAAUGGUACAAUUCAGAGAAAUACGAAUACUUCAAGAUUGGUAAGAAACUGUUCAUGGAAAGGCUGACUGUUGAAGAAUUUACUAAUGCUAUCAAAACUGUAAUUAAUGAUGAAAGCUACCGAAAGAACAUUGUGAAACUACGCAGUGUGAUGCGUGAUGAAAUUGAGACUCCUCUAGAGCGCGCCGUGUGGUGGACGGAGCACGUGCUGCGUCAUGGCGGCGCGAGACAUCUGCGCGGACCUGCAGCCAACAUGUCAUGGGCAGAGUACCUCGAACUAGAAUUAGUGUUCACCUUACUAUUAGGGGUUAUAACAGCAAUUGCAGUAUUAUAUGUAAUUCUAAGAUUUUUGUACAAAAUGGUUUCCACAAAUAAUACUAUUAAAAAGUCCAAACGUAGCUGA
Molecule: messenger RNA, 1557 nt
Organism: Spodoptera littoralis (African cotton leafworm)
Lineage: Eukaryota; Metazoa; Arthropoda; Insecta; Lepidoptera; Noctuidae
Source: the annotation of a GenBank genome assembly